Molecule: messenger RNA, 3480 nt
Organism: Priapulus caudatus
Lineage: Eukaryota; Metazoa; Priapulida; Priapulimorpha; Priapulimorphida; Priapulidae
Source: RefSeq, a predicted model, not a curated record
CGACCAGUGGCAAUGGGUUCUUAUCAUUCUUCACAAGCUGUUAGUAUCGCUUCAAACACUCGCGAUGAUUGUGUUACUGUAGAUGGUUUCGUACUAGUUCCUAAUAGUAAUGAUCUGGAAGAAUUGCCGUCACGAAAACUAAGUGAUGUUCGUGGAUUUAACGAUCAGGUUGCCAGCCCUCGAUCGAUAAAGCUACCACCUGCACCUUCUCGACCAUUGCUGGCCAUAGAUGCUCCUUUAGGGAAAUCGGAGAUGAGUGUUAGCUACUCCAAACUCAGACAGGCACCUGAAAUUCCCCACAAGUCUGCAAGAAAUGAAGACAUGCCUUCUGUGACAACCGUCAGUAAGGAGAUGAACAACUUAACAGUAUCGCCCACUUGUGGCCAUACAGAACUCACCUACCUUACUGGAGUUCCAUUAAUUCUAUCGGAGAGGCUAUGCAGUCCAGCUGAUAUCACUCGCAUGCAACAGUUAUCUGUUCCACACUUAAAAGAACCACGCUGGCAAGACCUUUGCUAUGACUACUCUCUAGAAAGGAUGCUUGUGGAAGAAGACAACAUGGAGUCUACGGAUGAAGAAUCGAGUGAAGACUCGUAAGGUGAUUUUGUCCUCGCCAUUAAAGUCCUGUGACCCGGAAACAAACCAAAAUAGCUAUUCAUGCUUCAUACGGGUGUAUGGAGCAAUUUGUAAGUGGUGAGUCCAUUUGCAUCAGUUAUCAUGUUUAUUAGUUAUGUGUGUUUGCAAAGUCAUGCAAUUAUUGAUAUCUGUUGCAUAGAUGCAAGGAAGAACAUGGAUCUAUUCUUACUUGGGAAUGUGAUGAAGAUAUGCUCUCCUAGAUAUGGCUAAACCAGGGUAUAAGCCAGGAUUGAGCAAGUAUGAGUCUCAAAUGACUGGAACAAAUUGUGUCUUAGAAAUGUGAGUGGCAAAGGCACUCACCUUCUCUCAUGGGGGGUCUGGGGAUAUGCUAUCCCAAUUUUUUUUUUACAAAAAUUAUAGAUUAUAAUUAGAUAUUCUGAAUAGUAAAAAAGUGUUAUAUUUUGACAUUUUUGUACAUUCAGAUACCUUACUUACUACCUUCUUGAGGAUAUUUGAAAUUCUGUUAGACAUUCAAUCAUGGCAGUGCAUAGAUGCAGAUUUUAAUUGCGGUUUUAUCUUAGAUUUUUACAGAUUAUUUAGAAUAGGACAUUGACUUUUUUUUAAAUGAGUCAAGUAAAAAAGUACAAGUAAUAAAAAUCGUGCAUAUCAUACAUUUAUUCACUGAAAUAAAUGUAUGUCUGCCUUCAGCAGUAAAAUUGACUACCUAGUACGAAAGUAGGCCGUCAGAAAGACGAUGAGACGGCUCGUGAGGUAAUACUCUGGGCUAAACGUUACAAUCUCAAUCCCACCGAUGCAUUAUUGAGCAUUUAGUGAAUGGUAUUCUUUGUGUUCUCAAAAUGGAAUAGCUUUUCUCAAUCACUGUUUGAAAAAUAUUUUACACUAUGAUAGAACUUCAUCUCAACAUCUGAUGACUUUUUUAUGAUGAGAAAAGUGAUUAGUGAUAUAAAGCAUUAAUGAUUAGUUCUAUAUAUUACAUUUUUUUUUAUUAAGUUAUACAGAUGUAGGUUUUAAAUACCAAUCGAUAACGUUGCUAAGUGAAGCGUAUUCACUUUAUCUUUCGAUGUGAGUACAUAUUAAAUUGGUUCCAGUGUUGGAAACAGGACCCUUCCCCCAGUCAGGGACUGGUAACUUAUAAGCAGGACUGUCUAAUCUUUAUGGAUUUUACUGUAGGUUUAUGUAGUAGAAAUCAAAGUUUAUGAAAUUAGGACUGGCUUGGUUUUGCAAGACUGGUAAUUCUGUGAUGUAGUUGUGAGCCUAAUUAAAGCUCACCAUUUCUUUGAUGAGUGAGUUAACAUAAGAUAACCUGGCUUAUAUUUUAAACGGUGUUAUAUUUCGGUUUGUAGCUCCAUGCCGAACUAAACGCUUUCUCUGGUUAAUUGUUGCUCUCCUCGACAUAUCCUCGCUAUUCAACAUUACAGUGUACUCCAUUAAAUUUCACUAUUGAGGUUUUCUAACUGUGUGCAGUCACUGCAGUGUCUGUUGGGCUUACACGAAGGGCAAAAUAGCCAGGCUUAAAUUUAUUUGUGCUUGUGGACUUAACUUUGUUUACAUGAAUUAUAAAGGUUUUAGUGCUUGUGCUUAGCAGCAAUUUAAAUCAAGUAUUAGCGAUAGAUUUAUUUAACGUUUUAUAUUUGGAUAUAUAUAUAUAUAUAUAUACACGUUUUAGCAAGUAGAUCAUUUUUGUAACCAGAAACACAACUAACUUUAACGAGUAUUUCAAUGAGCUUUACCAAUGUCGCAGUUAACCUGUUUUUGUAUAUUUGUCCUUUACGUGGUGUCGUCCCUGUACCACACGUGGCUGACAUAGCCAAUAAUGGUUUUGUUAACCGUUGCUAUUAUACGCCUAUACUACUAUAUAUAUUUAAUUGUCAAAAUAAGCAUUUGGCACUAUUAAAUUAUAGUCAGUAUCAUGAAUUGAGUAAUUAAUAAUACUGUGAGAAUGUGUUUAUUAAUGAGUAUAAUAAACAUAACUUAAAGUAUUUUAUGGAGAUUAAGGUCUUCGUGCCGUACAGUGUGUCGAGAAACUAGAAUUGUAAUGUAGUGGGUAAUUCAUUCGCGCUUCCACAGAAUAUUUUAAGUGGAACUUGUGAAAGUAUUUGUGUAUGUAAAUAUGUAAUAUGUAAUGUAUGUGUGUAUCUAUGUAAAUUUGUACGAGGACGACUGUGCAUUCUGUGAGUGUGAAAAUAAAUAUUCGUAUAUUUUACGUAUAUAUAUAUAUAGGUGUGUGUAAUGCGUCUGCUUUGCGCAUGGAUGUAAUACGCGAUGAAAUGUGAAACGCGACGAUUACCGUUUAUUACGAAAAAAAAUUAAUGAUGAUGAUAAUUCAAGAGCGGAUAUAGGGGAUGGGUGGGUGGCUGACUGUACACCAAUGUUUGGCUAGAAUAUUUAGUUCAAGCGUACGAUAUGUCCUAAAGUCCUAAACAAAAAUAGUAUUGCAGGGCUGGAUGGUAUAUACUGCUGCACGUUGUUUCAUAACAUGCAUGGAACGGUCGUACUAUUGCUCGUUCUUUAGAACAGCGAGCGCUUUUUUGUAGCAUUGAGCAUUAACUACUUCUAAAUGUCAACGGGGCAUUUUUACUCCAUCUAGAGAACAAGUGCAUCGCGACACAAAACUAAGUCUCAGUAAACAACUGCGUGUCGCCGUGCCAUCCCAGACUAUUCCUCACACACGCAAACACGUUGCGUAUGAAUACGACUCACGCAAUCACACACGCACGUGCAAAUACAGAAUCAUACACUUACAAUGUUUUCUGUAAAAUUAAAACGUUGGACUGUUUCCAGAUUUUGACAUGUCGUGUGCGCGUGAAAACAAGUACAUUUACGCGCUGUCCGUACGUGGCAUUGAGUUAAUUCUAUAAUACUAACAAUAAAACUACGAAUGUA